CACCCGAGAAUGACUUCUGCCCACAGGCUGGGGGACCGCGGAAGCAGACUGCUCUCCAAAGGAGCCUCUCGUGAGACCACAGCCCCAGCCUACACCUGGAGGGCAUCCCGCGUGGGAGCAUCCUGGGGGGGAGGCCUCCCUUCUGGGGAGGACAGCUCCCAGGGGUUAUGCUCCUGGGGUCAGCCCUGUGGACGGACAUCCUCCUGUGGGCAUCCUCCAGGGGGUGGGUUGACUUCCUCCAGGAGAACAUCCUCUGGGAAGAGGGAUAUUCUGGAGGAGGGGGUUUCCAGCAGCGCGGGUCCCGCCGCCGCCCGAGCAUGGACGACCCGGACUGCGACUCGACCUGGGAGGAGGACGAGGACGAGGACGGCGAGGGCGCGAGCGCUGGGGGCGACGAGGACGGCGAGGCCGGCGCCCCAGGGGACGCGGACGCGGAGGACGAGGACGAGGACGAAGAGGACGCGCCGGCGGCGCGGCCCGGCGCGCUCCAGGCCAGGACGACGGGGUCCCGAAACUGGCGAGCCGCGCGCGACACACGCAGGUACCGGCACCACUACCCGGAUUUGAUAGAACGGGAUGGCAACGGUGACAUGCCAAACCUGAGUUUCUACAGAAACGAGAUCCGGUUCCUGCCCAACGGCUGUUUCAUUGAAGACAUUCUUCAGAACUGGAGGGAGGACUACGACGUCCUGGAAGAGAAUCACUCCUACAUCCAGUGGCUGUUUCCUCUGCGUGAACCUGGAGUGAACUGGCAUGCCAAGCCCCUCACGCUCCGGGAGGUUGAGGCAUUUAAAAGCUGCAAGGAGGUCAGGGAGCGGUUUGUGCAGGCCUACGAGCUCAUGCUGGGGUUCUACGGGAUCCAGCUAGAAGACAGGAGCUCGGGUCAGGUGCGCCGAGCACAGAACUACCAGAAGCGCUUCCAGAACCUCAACUGGCACAGCCACAACAACCUCCGCAUCACGCGCAUCCUCAAGUCCCUGGGCGAGCUGGGCCUGGAGCGCUACCAGGCGCCGCUGGCGCGCUUCUUCCUGGAGGAGACGCUGGUGCGCCGGGAGCUGCCGGCCGUGCGCCAGAGCGCCCUGGACUACUUCGUGUUCACCGUGCGCUGCCCGCGCCAGCGCCGCAAGCUGCUGCGCUUCGCCUGGGAGCACUUCCGGCCGCGCCGCAAGUUCGUGUGGGGGCCGCACGACAAGCUGCGGAGGCUGCGGCCGCCCCUGCCCGCGGGGGAGGGGGAGAGGGAGGGGGAGGGGAGCUCCCCGGACCCCCUCCCCGGGGCCGGCGCGCCGCCGGGGCGGGCCGGGGGCCAGGAAGGGGAGGCGGGGGGCCGCGGGGAGGGGGGCCCGGAGCCCCCGAGCCCCAAGGAGAACAAGAAGAGGAAGCUGGACGCCAGCCGGCGGGAGCAGGCCCCGGGGGAACGGGGCGGCCGGAGCGCCUCGGACGUGGAGAAGAUCGCCCUGAACCUGGAGGGCUGCGCCCUCAGCCAGGGCGGCCUGAGCGGGGGGACCCGGGAAUCGGGCGGCCGGGCCCCGGGGGAGGCCGAGCAGCCCUGCCCCCAGCCCCCCCCGGGGGCCAAGGUGGUGGAGGAGGUGAGGAAGAGAAGGAAGGUGGACCAGGGCCCCGGGAGCGGCGACUCGGUGGGUGCCGGUGGUGGGGCCGAGCCCCCAGCCCCCGCCCGGCGCUGCGCCCUGCCAGGGUGCCCCGAGGCCAGAGAGAAGGAUAGUGGGGUGGAGGAGGCCGGUGGCCGGGCAGAGCUAGAGCAGGGUGCCCCUGGGAGCUCAGCCCCCGCGGGACCCUCGGUAGAUAGGGAAGCAGAGGCGGGGCCUGAGGCCAAACCCAGAAAGCCUUAAGGGAAAGGGCCGCCUGGGCAUCCUGCCCUCCGUCCUGCCGCGGGUCUGGGGAGCCACGUGGUCAGCUGUUGUCAGCACGGAGCAGUACUGGUCUGUCCCUCCUGGUCACCGCAGCCGUGGAAGGAGCAGAUCCCCGCUCUGGGAAGGCCAGGGACUUGGGGAUCCUUACCUCCAGCUCACUUCCUGCCUGCCUCCUCCAAGCCACCACCCCCCCAUCUUUGUAAAUUGGCCCUCAAGGGUCGGGGGUGGGGGUGGGGGUGGGAAUGGGGGCUCAUUUUCUUAGUCUGGUGCCGAAACCUUUUCUGAAUAAACUCAUUUGACUUUGAGUGUUUGGA
Lynx canadensis (Canada lynx) is the source of this 2182-nucleotide messenger RNA. It is a transcript of the gene OGFR, whose product is annotated as opioid growth factor receptor. Bases 168 to 1847 code for a protein of 559 amino acids. The transcript has 8 exons. NCBI's taxonomy places the organism in Eukaryota, Metazoa, Chordata, Mammalia, Carnivora, Felidae. Gene Ontology annotation, cellular component: membrane. The record is from RefSeq and is a predicted model, not a curated record. Gene Ontology annotation, molecular function: opioid growth factor receptor activity.